This is a messenger RNA of Neodiprion fabricii, 3622 nucleotides long. It is a transcript of the gene Pkc53E, whose product is annotated as protein kinase C, brain isozyme. Bases 818 to 2830 code for a protein of 670 amino acids. Gene Ontology annotation, molecular function: ATP binding; zinc ion binding; diacylglycerol-dependent serine/threonine kinase activity. The transcript has 14 exons. NCBI's taxonomy places the organism in Eukaryota, Metazoa, Arthropoda, Insecta, Hymenoptera, Diprionidae. Gene Ontology annotation, biological process: protein phosphorylation. The record is from RefSeq and is a predicted model, not a curated record.
AAAUUAUCGGGUGGCGGCGAGCGGUGACAGCUAAUCCAGAGACAGAGGCUAAACAGCGCGGACGUCGAGUGUACGGAGUAAAACGGCAUAGUGCGGUUUUAUACACCGGCGGGGGGGGGAGCGAAUUUUAAUCGUCGGUGGUGUACAUGGUCCCGUUGUUUCGACAAUCUGUGUGAAUUCAUCGUAAUAUAACAUAGGCGUAUACGUAACAAUAAAUACAUACGUGUGCCCGAGUGUGUUUCGUCCUACAGUUUUUUCUUCUUCUUCUUCUUCUUCUUUUUUUCUCCUCUCUCUCUCUCUCAUUCUCGCACUCUCUUUUCUCUUUUGCGCGAGAGUCAAUCACCACCGUUGCAUCUAACGUUAAUUAUUCCGUAUACACUUGAUCCCCGAACCGGUAACAAUAAAAACAAAAAAUAAGAAUAAUAAUAAUAGUUCGCAAGCCGCGCGUAUGACAAAAAAAAAAAAACAAAAAAAGUAACGCAAAGCGCGGCACGUUUCACUUGAAUUUUAUAGUUCGUCGGGUGUAACGCGAAAGACGGUAGACGGAGGACUCGUCGUUGAUUUGUUAAAGAAUUGACCGAAUAUCGUGCAUGAAAAAAUUAUCGUUCGCGGUUAACGAACGAGAAAAAAAAAAGAGAGAGAAAAAGAGAGCGAGAAAAGUGCGGGAAAACUUGAUUGCAAAGCGAUAUAAGAAACGGCGACAGCGAAGAGAAGAGAGAGAGAGAGAGAGAGACAAAGAGGAAUCCGACAGACCGUGAUAAGGGGGAUUAAAGAGAGACAGAUAUAGAGACGGUGGUUUUAACUCCUGUCUCCGAGGAUGGCGGACGAGGACGGAAGCAUGUGCGAAAAUUCCCUAGGGCCGAACGACUCGAGUACGGCCUUUGCGAAAAAGCUCAGAGGCAGAAAGGGCGCGUUGAAGAAGAAGAAUGUUUACAUGGUAAAGGACCACAGCUUUAUGCCCCGCUUCUUCAAGCAGCCGACGUUCUGCAGCCACUGCAAGGAUUUUAUUUGGGGAUUCGGAAAGCAGGGUUACCAGUGUCAAGUAUGCAGUUUCGUCGUUCACAAACGAUGUCACGAAUACGUCACAUUCACGUGUCCAGGAGCUGAUAAGGGCGCCGAUUCGGACGCCGUGACCGCGCAUCACAAAUGGGAGGUGUUCACCUACCUGACGCCGACCUUCUGCGACCAUUGUGGUUCGAUGCUGCACGGCAUCACGCAUCAGGGACUCAAAUGCUCAGCAUGUGACAUGAACGUUCACAAACGAUGCGAGGAGAGCGUACCGAAUCUCUGCGGUUGCGAUCACACCGAGCGCCGAGGUAGAAUUCAGCUCCACAUCACCUGUAUCGGCAACAAACUCACCGUCGAAGUAAAACAGGGGAGAAACCUAAUCCCGAUGGAUCCAAACGGACUGUCGGAUCCUUACGUGAAAUUGAAACUAAUUCCCGACUCAGACAACGUAAAGAAGAAAACUAAGACAAUCAAAUCUUCGCUGAAUCCCGAAUGGAACGAAACGCUAACUUUUGAGCUAAGACCGGAAGACAAGGACCGUAGACUUCUAUUAGAAAUAUGGGAUUGGGAUCGUACUUCACGCAACGAUUUUAUGGGCUCUCUAUCCUUCGGAAUAUCGGAGAUCAUCAAGGCACCCGCCUCCGGAUGGUUCAAACUACUGACCCAGGAGGAGGGCGAAUUUUACAACGUCCCGGUACCGGAGGAAGGCGUUGACCUUGCCGAGCUGAAGACCAAAAUGCGGACAUCCGUCACCAAAAAGACACCAAUGACACAGGACAAGGAUGUGCCUCACAACAUGGGAAAGAGCGACGUGAUACGAGCGACAGAUUUCAACUUCCUUAUGGUCCUCGGCAAAGGUAGUUUUGGAAAGGUAAUGCUGGCGGAAAGAAAAGGGACCGACGAGCUGUACGCCAUUAAGAUAUUGAAAAAGGACAUCAUCAUUCAGGACGACGACGUUGAGUGUACAAUGGUCGAGAAGCGAGUCCUGGCACUUUCCAGCAAACCACCGUUUCUCGUUCAGCUUCACUCGUGCUUUCAGACGAUGGACCGAUUAUACUUCGUCAUGGAAUACGUGAACGGUGGUGAUCUCAUGUUUCAAAUUCAGCAGUGUGGAAAGUUCAAAGAACCAGUGGCCGUAUUCUACGCGUCCGAGAUCGCGAUUGGUCUGUUUUACCUCCACGCGAGAGGAAUCGUUUACAGAGAUCUGAAACUUGACAACGUUCUCCUGGACCAGGACGGUCACAUUAAAAUUGCCGACUUUGGUAUGUGCAAGGAGGGAAUAACCGGGGACAAGACGACCAAGACUUUUUGUGGUACACCCGACUACAUUGCGCCGGAGAUCAUACUCUAUCAACCGUAUGGAAAAUCCGUGGAUUGGUGGGCGUACGGCGUUCUUUUGUACGAGAUGCUUGUUGGACAGCCUCCGUUCGACGGCGAAGACGAGGAGGAAUUAUUCGCCGCGAUAACCGAUCACAACGUCAGCUACCCAAAGAGUCUUUCGAAGGAGGCGAAAGAGGCAUGCAAAGGGUUUCUCACGAAGAAUCCUAACAAGAGAUUGGGUUGCGGAUUACGGGGUGAAGAGGACGUGCGAAAUCACGCUUUCUUCCGCCGCAUAGACUGGGACAGAAUCGAAAAUCGAGAGGUUCAACCACCGUUCAAACCAAAAAUAAAACACAGGAAGGACGUGAGCAACUUCGACAAGCAGUUUACAUCGGAAAAAACGGACCUCACGCCGACCGACAAAUUGUUCAUGAUGAACUUGGAUCAAACAGAAUUCAUGGGCUUCUCUUUCCUAAAUCCCGAGUUCGUUCAGCACAUUUAAUCAUCCUCUUAUUCGAUUCUGUAUCCAAAUACCUACACCUAUAUGUAUACACGUAUGCGUGUAUGUGUGUGUGUGUGUGUGCAUACACACACACACAUAAAAUACAACUCUAUGGACGCAACGAAGUGCAGUCUUUGCGUUGUGUCUGCCAACAACAGGUUCGUAUAGUACGAACCGUCGAUCGUCGAUUGCCAAUUUAAUUCCAAUUGUAAAAUACCUAUACCUACAUGUACAACAACACUUAUUAUACAUAAUAUAUACAAGUCUACUAUAGUGCAUAAUACGUAUAACAAUAACACGCAUUUACGCGAGUCUCGUGCAUUGGGUUAUAUUCUCAUUACCAUUAUCGUUGUUCUUAUUAUUACUAUUACUAUUAUUAUUAUUAUUAUUAUUAUUAUUAUUACUAUUGUUGUUGUUGUUGUUGUUGCUAUUACAAUUAUUUGCCACUAUUAUAUUAUUGAUCGUUAUAUUAGCAACACCAAAACGGAGAGACGCCUCCGAUUUAGAUUAUUGUAUGUACACAUGCCUACUAUACGUAUGCAUUUACCUCAUCAGUAUAGUUAUUAUACCAUACGGGUUAUUAUAUAUAUAUAUAUAUAUUAUAUAUAUAUAUAUAUAUAUAUAUAUAUAUAUAUACCUAUAUAUACCAUUGCCUUCCAAAAUUGCGUAUUGAACCGUCAUUGGUAUGGGUAUACGUAUACAAAGAUAUUACUGUACGAGUUCGUCACCCCCCAUUUUUCUUUCAUGCUUUUUCUUUUUAUUUUUCUUUUUUUCUUUUUGAUUCUUCCGUUU